Cyphellophora attinorum is the source of this 1776-nucleotide messenger RNA. RefSeq names its product putative acyl-coenzyme A synthetase. Lineage: Eukaryota; Fungi; Ascomycota; Eurotiomycetes; Chaetothyriales; Cyphellophoraceae. Gene Ontology annotation, molecular function: CoA-ligase activity. The transcript has 2 exons. The coding region runs from base 1 to 1776 and encodes 591 amino acids. Gene Ontology annotation, biological process: secondary metabolic process. The record is from RefSeq and is a predicted model, not a curated record.
AUGGCACCCAUCAUCUACCAAAACACUGGCCCAACCCCUUGGGUUGACGUGCCUAACCUCGACUUGUUGACCUUGCUGUUCGACAGCGAACACGCCCCCUUCCAACCCGAAACACCUUCGCACCUGGAUUCCCAGUCCCCAACGAACUGCCUGACCAGAGCUCAACUCCUUACGCUGUCCCAACGCAUCGCCCACGGCUUGCGCACCAAUCAUGGCCUAGGCGCCUCCGGCCUCAACACCGACGUCGUCACCGUCAUCUCCUACGGUCAGAUCUUGGUCCCGGCGCUGUUCUACGGCGUGUUAAUCGCUGGUGGGGUCUAUAGCGCCGCGAGUCCGAGCUCUACUGUCGGAGAGUUUGCUAGGCAGAUUGAGCUCGGCAAGUCGAAACUGGUGGUCAUCUCUCAGGAAUUCGAGGCGUUGACGAGGGAGACGCUUCGGCUCCACGGACAACGACUAGGAAUCGGGACGGAGAAUGUGCUCGUGCUGGAUUCUACACCCGACAAGUGGAGUCUACGCACGCUGGACUCGGGGGACAGCGCCAUCUCCAGCCGACUGCUCGACUGGGAGCGCAUCACGGACCCGAAGAAGUUGAAGGAGAGCCUCAUCGUGAUCCUCUGGUCCAGCGGUACGACAGGUCUGCCCAAGGGCGUCAUGCUCUCUCACCAAAACCUCGUCUGCGAGACCUACCUGACGGCAUUGUCCGGACGAGCGUGGGGCGAGAAACAGCUUCAACAUGAUCCCUCCUGGACGCCGACGCCGUACCGCACCCUCGCGCAUCUGCCAUUGAGCCAUAUCGCGGGCUUGUUCGGGUACAUCAUCGGGCCACUGUACUCCGGCGGGCUAGUGGUGUGGAUGCGGAAAUACAACUGGAAGCAGUUCUACGAAAGCGUGUCCAAGUUCCAGAUCACAUUCUUGUACACCGUGCCCAGCAUCUUCCUGCGCAUCGCGAAGAGUCCUGAAGUAGCCGACCACUUUCGGACAGUGGAGACAGCAAACACGGGCGCCGCGUCAAUGGACGGGCCGCUGCAGCGCGCUGCGAACAGCAAAUUGGGCAAACGCGUAGGUGGGGUGGGGAAAGAGGAGACAUUUAUUGGGCAGACCUGGGGGCUGAGCGAGACGACUGGUGCCAUUACUGCGCAACCCAAGGGGGAGGUUGAUGAUACGGGCUGUAUUGGAUCUGUGCUCCCCAACGUCGAGAUCAGGCAGAUCGACACCGAUACGCUGAGGGAUGUUGAGCCGGGAACGCCGGGACAUAUGGUCGUGCGCAGCCCUCUUGUCACUCAAGGCUACUUCGGCAACCCUGAAGCGACGGAGAAGAGUUUUGUCGUGUUACCGGAUACGCCGAAGGAUCCGGGGGAGAAAUGGUUCCUUACGGGGGAUAUUGCGGUGUAUAGGGAUGGGAAGUUCUACAUCGUGGACAGGGAGAAGGAGAUACUGAAGUACAAGGGUCAGCAGAUCGCGCCGGCGGAGGUUGAGAAUGUGCUGGCCACGCAUGAGGCUGUAGGAGAGGCGGCGGUUGUGGGUGUGGAGGAUGGUGGAGAGAGUGGUGCUGGGGAGGUGCCGAGGGCGUAUGUGGUGAAGCGGCCUGGGGUGGAGGUCAGCGAGGACGAAUUGAAGAGGUAUGUGAAGGAGAGAAUGGCAGAGUAUAAGCAAUUGAGGGGUGGCGUGGUGUUUGUGGAUGAGAUCCCGAAGAAUGCCAUUGGGAAGUAUCUGAGGAGGGAGUUGAGAGAGAGGGCGAAGAGGGAAGUCGGUGGUGGUGUGAAGGCACGACUGUGA